UUUGGCUUGACGCCGGUCCCGGUGAUGCGCAUAUCCUCAGAUUUAAGGGGGGAGGCUUGAGCUGCCCGUACUCUCGUUGUUUUACAGCAUUUAUCCGCCAGGAAUGAUCAAAAUAGACUUGAGGAUUUGUUGAAUUUUUUCGUCAGAACAUAAACGGCACCUCUGUUUCGGACGUUUUGUCAGGGUGAGUUGAACAACUUUAGCACACAGUUUACGGAGGUGAGUGGACUUUUUUUUUCCCAUCGCGAGCGAAACCAUUUGGGAUAAAGCGACAACCAAAAACGACCGCAUAGGCUGCCCUCGCUCAGUGGCGUUGGAAGAGUUUUUUUUUUCCUUGGUAGGUUAUGUAAGAUAAAAGAAGCAGGUCACUCAUGAAAAGCGGAAUUCGGUGUUUAAACUUUGUUGUUUUGGAAAGGGCCCGUUGCUGAAAGUGUUUUUCCGCUCUUUUGAGUGUUUGGCUUUGCGGCGGAGUGGGGGGACGCGCAUUCUUUCUGUGCAGGCGCCGCUCGCUGCUUCCACUCAGGUUUGGCGAAAACAUGCUCAAACUUGCUAGACGUUUCUAGGUAGGAGUGAACCAACUCCUUCGGCGGAGCACACAAUUAAGCCUGGAUAUAUUUUCUUAUUUUAUUUUUUUUGUUGUUGGGAAAGUUUGACCACAUCCAGCCUCAGCCCAGGAGUCUCCUCCAUCCGGCUAACACAGGUCAACACUGGCCCUUCUGCAGCCCCCCACCGAAAAGUUUAGCACGGCGAAUGUCCGGGUGCUGAUGCCCCAGAGGUCUGAAUGGAGUUCCAGUCGCAGAAAAGCCAACAGUUGUAGCUCCCUCAGCAGGAUGCUGGUGAGGCCAAGUGUACUUCUGUUUCUGGCUUUACUCGCUCAGAUUUUGCCAACCCAGUCCGGGCCUGCCAGCACCGAUGAAGUCCCUGUGGAAACCCAAGCGAAGUUGUUCACCCUUUACCCCGGGGAGCGUCUGGAUCUGGGUUGCACUGACAAGGACUCCCAGUCCCACCAGGCUUACAAUUGGACCAAGGACCAUGUGCCGGUGGUGGAUGGAGAACACACACGCAUCCGUGAAGGCCGGCUGAAGAUUGAGACGGUGGAGCCGGCAGACUCUGGCCUGUACGCCUGCACCACCUUCGGCAACCACAGUUCCUACUUCAACGUCACAGUUGAUACCCUGGCAUCAUCUGAGGAUGAAGAUGAGGACGAUGAGUCUUCAUCAGAGGAAGCAAAACUCUUGGGCAGUCAAAAACUGCUGCCAACGGCCCCACAAUGGGCUCAUCCAGAAAAGAUGGAGAAAAAGCUUCAUGCUGUGCCAGCCAGUAAGACUGUCAAGUUUCGAUGCCAAGCUAAUGGCAAUCCAACUCCCACCCUGAAAUGGUUCAAGAAUGGCAAGGAGUUCAAGAGAGAUCAGCGCAUCGGAGGCUUCAAGGUGCGAGACCACGUGUGGACCAUCAUCAUGGAAUCUGUCGUGCCCUCUGACAAGGGGAACUAUACUUGUGUGGUGGAAAACCAAUAUGGCAGCAUCAAUCACACCUACCAGCUAGACGUCGUCGAGCGCUCUCCCCACAGGCCGAUCCUGCAGGCCGGCCUGCCGGCUAAUCGCACCGCAGUGGUGGGCAGUGACGUGGAGUUUGAGUGCAAAGUGUUCAGCGACCCUCAGCCUCACAUCCAGUGGCUGAAACACAUCGAGGUCAACGGGAGCCGCGUUGGCCCUGAUGGCUUACCGUACGUCCGUAUUCUCAAGCAUUCUGGGGUCAAUAGCUCGGACACUCAGGUGCUGACCCUCUACAAUGUGACUGAGGAGGAGAGCGGGGAGUAUAUAUGUAAAGUGUCCAAUUAUAUAGGGGAGGCCAAUCAGUCGGCCUGGCUGACUGUCACCAGAUAUGAGCCCACAGCCGUCCCACACUACCCCCCAGCCAACCACACCUACCUGGAGGUGGUCAUCUACUGUGUGGGCUUCUUCAUCAUCGCUGUCAUGGUGGCCAUCGCCGUUAUAGUCAAAAUGCGCACCUCCUCCAAGAAGAGUGACUUCAACAGUCAGCUGGCCGUCCACAAGCUGGCCAAGAGCAUCCCCCUGCGCAGACAGGUAACAGUGUCUGUGGACUCGAGCUCCUCCAUCCACUCUGGGGUGAUGCUGGUUCGUCCAUCCCGUCUGUCCUCCAGCGGCUCUCCCAUGCUGUCUGGGGUGUCUGAGUAUGAACUGCCCCAGGACCCCCGCUGGGAGCUUCCCAGGGACAGGCUGGUACUCGGGAAACCCCUGGGUGAAGGUUGCUUCGGUCAGGUGGUGAUGGGAGAGGCGCUUGGUCUUGACAAAGAGAAGCCAAACCGUGUGACGAAAGUUGCCGUCAAGAUGCUGAAAUCUGAUGCCACAGAGAAAGACCUGUCAGACUUGAUUUCAGAGAUGGAGAUGAUGAAGAUCAUCGGGAAGCACAAGAACAUCAUUAAUCUGCUGGGAGCCUGCACGCAGGAUGGUCCGUUGUAUGUGAUUGUAGAAUAUGCUUCAAAGGGCAACCUGCGGGAGUAUUUGCGAGUGCGGCGCCCACCAGGCAUGGAAUACUGCUACAACCCUGACCAGGUUCCUGUGGAGAACAUGUCCAUCAAAGACCUGGUAUCCUGUGCCUACCAGGUGGCCCGGGGCAUGGAGUAUCUGGCCUCCAAGAAGUGUAUCCACAGAGAUCUGGCUGCUCGUAAUGUCUUGGUAACAGAGGACAAUGUGAUGAAGAUAGCAGACUUUGGCCUGGCAAGAGACAUCCACCACAUUGAUUACUACAAGAAGACCACCAAUGGUCGUUUACCAGUCAAGUGGAUGGCUCCCGAGGCUCUGUUUGAUCGGAUAUACACGCACCAAAGUGAUGUCUGGUCAUUUGGGGUGCUCCUGUGGGAGAUCUUCACCCUGGGAGGCUCCCCGUACCCUGGGGUCCCAGUGGAAGAGCUGUUUAAGCUGCUGAAGGAGGGUCACCGUAUGGACAAGCCCUCCACCUGCACUCAUGAGCUGUACAUGAUGAUGAGGGACUGCUGGCAUGCUGUGCCCUCUCAGAGACCCACGUUCAAACAGCUGGUGGAGGAUCUUGACCGCUGCCUGGCCAUGACAUCCAACCAGGAGUACUUGGAGCUGUCUGUGCCUCUGGACCAAUAUUCCCCCAGCUACCCCGACACCCGCAGCUCUACCUGCUCCUCGGGCGAGGACUCCGUCUUCUCCCACGACGCCGGAGCCGAGGAGCCCUGCCUGCCAAAGUUGCCUCCCCACUCCAACGGGGCAGCCAUUAAGAAACGCUGAUACCUCAACUGCAUUCAGACAAACGGUGACAUUUCCUCUCCCCCGUCCUCCGCUCCCUGCCUCACGGGGUCGGACUCUUCCCCACAUUCCCAGAGAUGAAGCUAAAACACUGGUGCUCUGUGAGAAGGGGGCUUUUUGAGGCGCCUUCUGGAACUUGUUGGGUCACGUGGACUGAAGAGUGCAGCCGUUUCCUGGUUCCUGGUGGUGAGGUGGCUACGACGUUUAUGGGGCACUUUGUGUUACCAGGAGUGGCAGUUUGCCACAACGCUGGAAAAAGAGCAGACUCCCACUCUUCUCUCCACUUUGGGCAUUCCAUGGGUCAAGAGAGACAAAAAGGACUGACUGUGAUUGUGUCAGUUGUAUUUUUCCAUGUUUGCUCAUCAAUGGUGAAGGAAAGCGUUGUGCUUUUCAGACCAAAUCCAGAAAAUAUAUUACCAAGGGACAUGCAUACCUUGUAUAUGUCAGCACAGUGGUCCGUUGCAUCAUUCAAAAUAUCUUGUAAAUACAGUUAGAAAAUUCUAAAUAUGAAUAUAUAUUUACACUGUACUCUUAUUUUUAUUACCAUAUUUGAUUUAUUUUCUUUUUGUACAAGAAUGCUUUUGUUUGAUCCAUUUUUGAAUAUAGUCCAUAGGGGCAGUUGUUACAUUAAAAUAUCUUACAAUUGUAUGGAGGAUUACUUGGCCAGUUUUUCGCUGUAUCCAUUUUUAUGUCCCCGGCUUUGCUUCCCCCUUACUCUGCUGCAUAAUCAUCAAUGGAAAAAAUGUAUUUUGUUUUUGUUUUCUUUCAGGUACAUUUGGUUUUCACGACAACCUUGGAGUACCAUGUAGCUCAGUGUUUAGGGUGUCUUUUCAUCAGAAGUCAGCCAUGCUCCCUGUAGAAAAAUCCAUAAUGUGUGUGUGUGUGUGUGUGCGCAUGUGUGUGGGCGAAUGUGAGUAUGUGUGCCUGUGUGAGCUGGAGUGUGUCUGCAUACUAGUGUGCGCUUGCAACAACAGGGUGUGCAGAGAAAAAAAAAUGUACUUCAUUUAUCCUUUCUCAGUCAAGAUUGUUUGUUUACUUGAAGGAUGGCCACAACUGUAAAUAUCCUUCGGUUGUAAGCCAUGCUUGUUAAAAAGGAACCAGAGUAAAUUGUUUCAGUCAACAUCAUGCACUUCCACUGUGCAUGCCUCCCAUGUGAUGAACUAAUGUUCAACUGUAAAUGCUUUAACAGGAGUUACAUUUGCUGUCGUAUAACUUCUGAUAAAGGGUUGCAGAACGCGUAUGUCAUCGUAAAAGGAUUACAUUAAAUAAAAUGCUAUUGCAAAACAAACCGUUAAAGCUUUCAGAAUUUGAACUGAACUUAAUAAACAGGUCCAUAAAUAUC
Myripristis murdjan (pinecone soldierfish) is the source of this 4638-nucleotide messenger RNA. It is a transcript of the gene fgfr1a, whose product is annotated as fibroblast growth factor receptor 1a. Gene Ontology annotation, cellular component: plasma membrane; signaling receptor complex. NCBI's taxonomy places the organism in Eukaryota, Metazoa, Chordata, Actinopteri, Holocentriformes, Holocentridae. Gene Ontology annotation, biological process: multicellular organism development; positive regulation of cell population proliferation; positive regulation of kinase activity. The record is from RefSeq and is a predicted model, not a curated record. The transcript is spliced from 18 exons. Bases 765 to 3278 code for a protein of 837 amino acids. Gene Ontology annotation, molecular function: ATP binding; fibroblast growth factor receptor activity; fibroblast growth factor binding.